AAUCGGCAGUGUUCGCGGGUUACGGGAGGACUAAGGGCCAUCACGCUUUUCUCUCAUCCUCAUUUCCCUUCACUCAAUUCCAAUAUCACCCAAACACCCCCCCCCCUCUCUCUCUCUCUUACAACUCCCCAUACCUUCGACAAUCGAAGAAGCAAAACCCCUAUAUGGAGGAACCCACCCUUCUAACUUAGUUUCUCUCUCUCUGUCUCUCUUAAGGGGACAAAAUUGGGUAGAAAAACCAAGGCAAACAAUGUCUAGUUAUCAAGGUGUGAUUGUUUCUGAUCCAUGGCUUCAAAGCCAGUUCACUCAAGUCGAGCUCCGAACCCUCAAAUCCAAGUUUAUCUCUGUGAGGACACAACAUGGCCGUGUUACUCGGGAUGAUCUGCCACCAGUGUUUGCUGGUAUGAAAGCUUUCAGUGAAAUGUUUAGUGAGGAUGAGAUUAAGACUUUCUUGGGAGAGUCAAACAGUGACAUGGGUGAAGAAAUUGAUUUUGAGGCCUUCCUUCGGCUUUAUCUAGAUUUGCAAGGUCGCGCAGUUGAAAAAUCAGGUGGCUUGAGAUCUUCAUUUCUCAAGGCAACCACAACCACUUUUCACCAUGCUAUUAAUGAAUCUGAGAAGGCUUCUUAUGUUGCUCAUAUCAAUAACUAUCUGGCAGAAGAUAAAUUCUUGAAAGAUUUUCUUCCAAUUGAUCCAGCCACAGACGCUUUAUUUGAUCUUGCGAAAGAUGGAGUCCUUCUUUGCAAGCUUAUCAAUGUAGCUGUUCCUGGGACCAUAGAUGAGCGAGCUAUUAACACAAAAAAGGUUCUUAAUCCCUGGGAGAGGAAUGAGAAUCAUACUCUUUGCCUUAAUUCUGCAAAAGCUAUUGGUUGCACCGUGGUUAACAUUGGCACACAAGACCUUGUUGAAGCAAGACCCCACCUGGUACUUGGAUUGAUUUCUCAAAUUAUUAAGAUUCAACUACUAGCUGAUCUCAAUCUGAAGAAAACUCCUCAACUUGUAGAACUGGUGGAUGAUAGCCAGGAGGUGGAGGAGCUUUUGAGUUUAGCACCUGAAAAGGUUUUACUGAAAUGGAUGAAUUUUCAUCUGAAGAAAGCUGGAUACCAAAAGCAGGUUACAAACUUCUCUACAGAUUUGAAGGAUGGAGAAGCAUAUGCACACCUGCUUAAUGCACUUGCUCCUGAACACAGUACGCAUUCAACUUUGGAUGCAAAGGAUCCAACUGAAAGAGCAAACAAGGUUCUUGAGAUGGCAGAGAAAUUGGAUUGCAAAAGAUAUCUCACUCCUAAGGACAUUGUCGAGGGCUCACCAAAUCUCAAUCUUGCAUUUGUAGCUCAAAUAUUCCAUCACAGGAAUGGUUUAACUGACAGCAAAACGACAACCUUUGCUGAGAUGAUGACGGAUGAUGCAGAAACGUCUCGUGAAGAGAGAUGCUUUCGCUUUUGGAUGAAUAGUCUUGGAGCUACUACAUAUGUCAACAAUGUUUUUGAAGAUGUUAGAAACGGGUAUGUUAUGUUGGAAAUUGUGGAUAAAAUUUUUCCUGGAACAGUUAACUGGAAGCAGGCAAAUAAGCCUCCUAUAAAGAUGCCAUUUAAACAGGUUGAGAAUUGCAAUCAAGUGAUACAGAUUGGCAGGAAUUUAAAUUUCUCACUUGUCAAUGUAGCUGGCAAUGAUAUUGUGGCUGGAAACAAGAAACUUAUAAUAGCAUUUUUGUGGCAACUGAUGAGGUUUUCAAUGCUACAACUCCUUAAAAACUUGAGAACUCACUCCCAAGGUAAAGAAAUUACAGAUGCUGAUAUUCUGAACUGGGCUAACAAUAAAGUAAAGAAGGCAGGUAGAACCUCUCAAAUGGAGAGCUUCAAGGAUAAAAGCCUUUCCAGUGGUAUAUUCUUCCUCGAGCUUCUCAGUGCAGUGGAACCAAGGGUCGUUAACUGGGGUCUUGUUACCAAGGGAGAAACUGAUGAAGAUAAGAAGUUGAAUGCAACUUAUAUAAUCAGUGUUGCUCGGAAGCUUGGGUGCUCCAUUUUCUUGUUACCCGAGGAUGUCAUAGAGGUGAACCAGAAAAUGAUGCUUACAUUGACAGCCAGCAUCAUGUACUGGAGCCUACAGCAGCAGGAAGCAGCGUCUGAAGAUGGUGAGAUUUCUGAUGAGAUAUUUGUGGAAGGCCGCGAGAAUGAGACACGUCUCUCCGGUGAAACCUCCGACUUAACUCUUGAUUCAGAAUCUUCAAAGACGGAAGAAUAGGAUAGUAAUGAAUAACAACCAUAGGAAGCUUUCUAAUUAUUUUCCCUGGUUCUUUCACUCGAAACUUCAUUGCUUUUUGUAGACCACAGGAGAAGAAAGAAAUGGGACUAAAAAAUAUAUUCUUUGGAUUGCACUCAUUAUGCUUUGAAUCAUUUGAGGCCUCUUCUCAAUAAUCUAUUUUCCUGUCUAGAAAUUAUGCAAA
Messenger RNA from Gossypium raimondii (Peruvian cotton), 2444 nucleotides. RefSeq names its product fimbrin-5. Gene Ontology annotation, biological process: actin filament bundle assembly; actin filament network formation. The record is from RefSeq and is a predicted model, not a curated record. The transcript has 15 exons. Gene Ontology annotation, cellular component: actin filament bundle; actin filament; cytoplasm. The coding region runs from base 251 to 2242 and encodes 663 amino acids. NCBI's taxonomy places the organism in Eukaryota, Viridiplantae, Streptophyta, Magnoliopsida, Malvales, Malvaceae. Gene Ontology annotation, molecular function: actin filament binding.